Messenger RNA from Archocentrus centrarchus (flier cichlid), 582 nucleotides. RefSeq names its product insulin-like 5a (gene insl5a). Lineage: Eukaryota; Metazoa; Chordata; Actinopteri; Cichliformes; Cichlidae. Gene Ontology annotation, cellular component: extracellular region. The record is from RefSeq and is a predicted model, not a curated record. Bases 70 to 384 code for a protein of 104 amino acids. The transcript has 2 exons. Gene Ontology annotation, molecular function: hormone activity; G protein-coupled receptor binding.
UAACAGCCAGAAUAAAACAACACAGAACAGCUGUGGUGGGCUUGGAAGAGCAACAGUCAGAUAUCCAGCAUGCGCGCUCUGGUGGUUUUGCCUCUGCUCUUGUGCGCAGCGGUGUGUGUGGACCAGGUGAGAGCAGAAGUGAAGGCAGUGAAGCUGUGCGGUCGGGAGUUCCUCAGGGCCGUCGUGUACACCUGUGGCGGCUCCCGCUGGAGGAGAUUCUUCACUGAGCCAGAAAUGGAUGGUCUGCCUACAGGGGAGCAGAGCAGCUUGGAGAGCUUCAGCAAUCCGGGCUCCGAGCUGACCAAACGGGACAUUAAUAACAUCCUGACCAUCAUGUGCUGUGAGGUGGGCUGCAGGAAGACUGACCUCAGCCACCUCUGCUGAGAACGACCCACUCGCUUUUAUUCUCAUUGUUAAAGUGACCAAAAUGACUGUGGUCCCUACAAGUCUCACCUUGCUAAGAACCAAAUCUGACUCAUGUGUUGAACUGUUAUGAUCUCUGUGCAACUGUUAAAGUUUGUGGAUGUGAGUCUGGACGAGCAUCUUUGAACAUGUUCCUGAACCUGAGCUGUACAUGUGCAA